AUGAGUACUACCACAAAAAGUAGCAAUUCAAACGAUUUUCCAAAUAAUAGAAAUACCUCACUAGGAACAAAAAGUUCUGAUAGUUGUGCAACCUCUGUAUCCUUUGAUAAGAAGUUGGAGAGUGCAGAUUCCGUCACAAAAGCGAGAAGAGCUCCGAUAUCGAUCACCACAAACGCUUGUGUCAAUUGUAAGAAGGCUAAAGCGAAGUGUAAUGGUAAACAACCUUGUACUCGUUGCACCAGCCAGAGGAAUUUAUACCAGGAAGGAUGUGUUUAUGAGCCGCAUACCAAGAACGCGAAAUCAAUACUAGUGAAGCAACUUAAAGAGAGCCAUGAUAUCAAACGCAAAGCGGAAAAAAUCUUUGCACGGCUUGCGAAUGACACCGAAAACGAACAUGAUAUCCUCGAGCGUAUUAAGAAUAGAAAAUCGAUCACGGAAAUAGCUAAUUGGCUAGAAUCUAAAGAGAGCAAUAGUGUAUCCCAAUCGUCUAGAUAUGGAUGUUCCAACAACAACCUCGACGAUGAUCUGCCUAAUGAGUCUUCUUGGACAACAAUAACAGACGAUGACGAAGUAAUCUCCCAUCUUAUGUCCCUGUAUUUUACAUGGGUUCACCCCUUCUACCCUUUAUUCAAUGAAGGUUACUUUGUGGAAAGUAUGAAUCAAGGGUUGGACGCAUUUUGCUCGCACAGUCUGUUUAAUGCCAUCUGUGCCAUGGCAUGCUACCUCCACACCAGCAUGAACGACGAUACCAUUGACUACAAACAAAUGGGCUCCCAAUUCUCUGAUUUGGUUAGGAGCAGCAUCGACCCGCAAGACAAUAGCCUAACGAACAUCCAAGCAUUUGCGGUCAUGUUCUUGGUACGCUGUGUAGAAGGGCAAGGGCUUAGUGGUUCAAUAUACCUGAUCAUCGCAAGAAGAUCUAUAGAGAGCCUCAGACCAAACAAUAGUGAUAGCGUUAAUUAUCAACAAGCUUUGAGGGAAACGAUUAAAGGAAUAAAUAGCCUAAAUGUCGAGUGGGCUCAGAUGGCCUUCAAGAUGUCACCAGCUUACAUUCCAGACUUGCAGCCAACUCAAUCAGCUAAGGAGAUAAGCUUAUGGGAGGAUGGAGUUGACAAUCUCAGUUGGGCGCCGUAUCGAUUCCCUACAGAAUUCACAAGUGUACCGAUAUUCCCCUGUUUGACGGCAACCACCAAUCGUGAAAAAAUGAAGCUCGUUGAUAUCAUUAACGAUAUUACGAUACUCCUUUAUAACACAACUGGUCCUCAAAUAUCUGCUGAAGCUUUGUGGAUCAUUUAUCGCAGAUUGUUGACUUGGUAUGAAGAUCUACCAGGGAGCAUCGCCAGAAUAGGUGGAGAAGAAAUUCAAACGCUACCACAUGUACUUUCGUUGCAUACAUUAUAUAACACAGCAGCAGUCUAUCUACUAAACCCGCUAUUGGGGUUCAAAGAACCCCAAUUUGAUGCACUGGUUAGACAACAUGCAAAGGAAGGGCUCAGCCUCAUUAUCGAUCGAUAUUGCUUUCAAUAUACAUCUCGCUACCAACCCGUCUCCCAAAUAUUCGCUGUACUAUAUCUAACUGAGGUUCUGAUUCAAUCCUCUCCAGCAACUACUGAAGACUCGGACAAAGAUGCUUUAGCACUAAUAAAGGUAGCUACUGAUAUCUUGACAGAGUCAAAUAGUAGCUUUCCUGUUGCUAGAAUAUUCAUGGGAAUGCUUCAAGAAAAUACAAGGAGAUUGUUGACCCCGUUGCCGAAUGAACUUGAAGAUCUCUUCCGUCGUAAUUGUCGCAUAUCGAAAUUUCCUUUAGACGAUGCCGUCAAUGCAAUUGGAAAUAUCACUUAUGCUCAGCCAGUUGAAGAGAUUCGAAAAAGAUUUCAUUCUGAUUUUAAAUAUAGAUGGAUGAUGCAUGCCGCUGCCGGAUAUCCCAAGACCUUCUACAAACCGUCGAUCUCACGCCAGCCUUCAGGUGAAGAAACAGGUGCACAGAACCUAAUGCGAAUUCUCAACCUGCAAAAUUACAAUACAGAUUGA
This is a messenger RNA of Botrytis sinoallii, 2031 nucleotides long. RefSeq lists its product as uncharacterized. Gene Ontology annotation, biological process: regulation of DNA-templated transcription; DNA-templated transcription. The record is from RefSeq and is a predicted model, not a curated record. Gene Ontology annotation, molecular function: zinc ion binding; DNA-binding transcription factor activity, RNA polymerase II-specific; DNA binding. Lineage: Eukaryota; Fungi; Ascomycota; Leotiomycetes; Helotiales; Sclerotiniaceae. The transcript has 4 exons. Bases 1 to 2031 code for a protein of 676 amino acids.